Messenger RNA from Alosa alosa (allis shad), 1907 nucleotides. It is a transcript of the gene tpgs1, whose product is annotated as tubulin polyglutamylase complex subunit 1. Gene Ontology annotation, molecular function: microtubule binding. Gene Ontology annotation, biological process: protein polyglutamylation. The record is from RefSeq and is a predicted model, not a curated record. Lineage: Eukaryota; Metazoa; Chordata; Actinopteri; Clupeiformes; Clupeidae. The transcript is spliced from 2 exons. The coding region runs from base 215 to 1123 and encodes 302 amino acids.
AGAACGACGUAUUCCGAGAAUCGCGUCCUUAGCAACCAAGACUUCCCUUGCAAGUUGCUGUCAGAGAAAGCAUCUUUACAGCCUCAGCGGAAAGUCAUUCAUUUAGUCAAACGUGCACCUGGUAGGAAAUGUGUCGUUAUUAAAAUAGGUGUGUCUGACGCUGCAAAGAACGACAGCGAUUAGUCAGAAAAAAAGACAACGUUAGUGAACGGAAAUGUUUAAUGUGGUCACUCAACCUGACUCGACACUUCCGUUGUUACCGAGAAACAUGGCGGAUAAGCGGCGUUCGGGAGUGAUGUCUGACUCAAAACCAACAACCAAAGCAGAGACGGACCAAGAAUUCUUAUCUCAGGCAGGCGUAGGAGUUUUACUUCGAGGUGCGUUGCUUAAACUCGUAGAGGCUAGAUCUGAAGAUCCUAUUGGUUUCCUGGCCGAACACUUCAGCAAUUUAGCCGAAACGGACAACAGUCCGGUCGGAGGCAGUGAUGGGGAGCAUCACUGUAAUGUACUGGAGCAGCAGCAGCUUAGCCGAGCCUUGUGGCACAUCGGUUUAGCGCAUCAUUCGCAAAGAUCAGCAUUCAAUAGCAACACACGUGUAGCCUAUGACCUCCUCAUGCAGAAUGGGCCUCGUCGCCGUGGUGGUGCUGGUGGUGUCAAAGGUCGCGUGUACACGGAGCUGCUCCGUGGCUUAUGCAGCGAGGGCGGCCUGUCCGUCACCGCCUCUGCCCCGCUCCUGCAGCGCAUUCAUUGCCACGACCACGAGGCGGUGCCCUUUGAGCUCUUCCGGCAGGGCGUGCUGACCUGCGCCGUGUUCGCCGACUACAUCCGCAAGUCCCAGUGCCUGUACGCGGCCGUCAGCAGCUGUCCCGAGCGGGCCGCUGACAGGGUGUUGUGUCAGGCCGUGCUGGGGACCCUCCAGGAGGCCCUGGAAACCACCUCGGCCUGGGCUGACGUGGCCCGCUACCUGGAGGCCAGCAUGAAAAUCUCACCGGGCAAGCUGGCUCAGGCCAUGGCAGAGGCCCAGGGGCCCGACAGAGGUGGGACAGGCUCCACCAUGGACGCGCAGGAGUUUGAGGACACCGCUGCCAAGCUCUUCCUGGUCAGAGUGCGCAUUGUGUCUUAGAGAGAGGACAUUGUCACUUCUCUGAGAGACAACAAGACUUGCAGCAAGACUUGUAGUGGAAAAAGUCAUGGUAAGAUGUAGCGCUGCACAGUGUAAACGACUGCAGGGCAUGAUAUCAAAGAUAAGGCUCAUCUGUUCUGUGCAAUCAAUAUGCAUUUACCUCACAUGGCCAUGUUUUGUAAACACUUACUGGAAUGUGAGUUAAUGAGAUAUUUAGGUCAAAACAAUUUAAAGAUUGAUCAAAAAGCUUGAGCAAAAUGAUUUAGACUAGGCCUAGAUAACAACUUUAGUAUCUCACAGAUUAUAUGUUCCUGAUUACACUGACCCUGAAUGUGACCUUGCACUGUUUCACGUCAGUUUGAUACAACUGGAACUUGAUACUGUGAGAAGGGUGCUUGUUGAACGCAGAACACCCAAGCCAGGAGGUUAAGUAGAGCAGAGGUUAAGAGUUCCAGUUGAGGAGAGCAGACUAUGGUGGGUCUUAGCAUGCAAUAUUUGAAGUUUUUCCAAACCCAUGUCAACUUAGCUCCAAGAGCCUUAUUCUUGUGCUUGUUUGAGAUAAGACUCCGUCGGCCAUGACGCAGCUGACACAAAUAUACACGGAUAUGAUGAUAUUUAUGCCCAUUAUCGGGCCUUGGUUUCAGUAAAUGUGUAUUGUGACUAUAUUUACUUCAUAUGUUUCAGAAAGCGACAUCAUCAAAAUAUUCUUUCUACUUAGAUGUAAAAAGGUAUAUGUCACCUGAUAUUCGUCAAUAAAUUAAUUAUUUCUUAUGUGUAACAAGAA